AUGCACACGAUUGUUGCUUCGAUUAUUAUCAGAGAUGAUUGGAUUGUUCGUAAAAGUAAAGAGCCGGGCAUCCUGGCUGACGUCAUCACUGACUGGUGUCAUCCGUUGGCGGUCAACUUGCUCAUCCGUCUGGCAUCGAUGCGGCUAUUAAUAUUCCUUCUUCUACCGGCAAUAACAAGUGCAUUAAAAGUCGAAAGAGAUCUCACGGUGCUACCCCAAAAAUCUGAUCCGACCGCCCAGCUGACGAUCUGGCGAUGGAGGGCUUUACCCUACACUUUGGCGCAUACCUUCUCCGAUGUGGCCCUUAAUAUCGAAACGGCAAAUGAAGAAUCACUGCGAAUUUAUAUGGCUCCCAAUAAGUCUGCCGUCUUAAAUGCUCACGGAAAAGACUACAGUUUGUUUGGGUUACUCCCGACGAAUCAGUUUUUCCAAAGCAGGCGGUUGUCCCUAUUCAACGAGACAUAUGUCGGAGUAUCUGCGAAGGAUCGAUACGAUAUCUCCGUCACUGUUACACCCGUCAGCUUACCGCGCGUCGGCGUCUACACCUUCUCGAUUCUGCUCUUUUGUUUUGCCGCGACACUCGUCCAUCAUACGGCCUUCUAUUAUGCAGGUGGAGCAACGGGAGGCGCUAUGGCGGCCGUCUUGGUGAUCGCGAUUAUAGUCUACAGAUUUGCCCCGAAGAAGACGAUCGGCAUCCCAAUAAUCCUUGGAGGUUGGACUGUGACGGCGUUAAUUUGUCAAACGGCUUACUCGAACUUGACGUGGCUGAUGGCGGGAUAUCGCGACUACAUCAUUUGCUACUUCGCAAUCUGGAUUGCCGCCGCACUCGCUUACACAUAUUAUUGCGGCCCGCCAACGGAAGAGCGCACGUACAACUUGAUGCAGUGGCUUCUACAAGGCCUCUCGUUUGUUGGCAUCUACUGGGGCUCGCAGCUUAUUGAGGUCACUGCGGUCACGAUUGCGUUGUUGCUUUUCGGGUGGAACUUCCCACUUAGUUGGAUCUUGCUGACGCCGCUUCGCAUCUUACGGAUUUGGAAAUAUUCGUCUCCGACACCACGCUUCCUGACGGCAGAAGAAUACGAUCAACAAACCCGAGAAACGACCGCGGUGGAGCUGGACAAGCUACGCAAUUUGCUGAGUUCCCCGAACAGCAACUGGCAGGAUAUCGGGACGCGUGUGUCGGACCCCAAGCGGCUUUUGAAUUUCGCGAAGAAUGGAGCUGACGUGUCAAGGCAAGAACGCAGACGGCACUCAUUUGAAGCGGAGGAACAUGACGACUAUGACGACUUCCAGCCGGACUACAUGCCGGAUAUUCCCCGGCGUACGCCAAACCUUACGUCGUCGCUGCCUGGCUCACGAAGGGUUUCAAACGUGAUGCCGUCUUCGCGGCGUCGCUCCAUUUUACAUGAGCUGGAUGAUGCGGAGACCAGUCUGCUGCAAGAGCUCGAAACUGUGCGCAAGAGGCGACGCGCGGAAACAAGCAGACUAUAUGAAUCGUACAUGGAAGCGGAUGAUGCCUUUUUGGACGAAGAU
Molecule: messenger RNA, 1533 nt
Organism: Mesorhabditis spiculigera
Lineage: Eukaryota; Metazoa; Nematoda; Chromadorea; Rhabditida; Rhabditidae
Source: the annotation of a GenBank genome assembly